Molecule: messenger RNA, 675 nt
Organism: Vitis riparia (riverbank grape)
Lineage: Eukaryota; Viridiplantae; Streptophyta; Magnoliopsida; Vitales; Vitaceae
Product: peptidyl-prolyl cis-trans isomerase B-like
Exons: 3
Coding region: 1-675 (224 amino acids)
Biological process (GO): protein peptidyl-prolyl isomerization
Cellular component (GO): intracellular membrane-bounded organelle
Molecular function (GO): peptidyl-prolyl cis-trans isomerase activity
Source: RefSeq, a predicted model, not a curated record
AUGCUGACACUGGCACCUGUCAUUGUGAACUCAUACCAAGUUCUAGUCUUCCACUUGGUUCUGGAAUGGAGAACUCAGAAGUGCCUUCUGAAGACUAGGAAGGUUGUUGGAUGUUUCCUGAAACUCAUAUUUCUCAGCUUGAUGGGAGGUGAUUUUACCCAUGGUGAUGGACAAGGUGGAGAGUCAAUCUAUGGUGAGAGGUUUGCUGAUGAGAACUUUAAACUGAAUCACACUAGUCCAGGACUUGUGUCAAUGGCAAAUGCUGGGCACGACUCCAAUGGAUCGCAAUUCUUCAUUACAACAGUAGCAACUCAUUGGUUGGAUGGCAGACAUGUUGUGUUUGGCAAGGUGUUUUCCAGGAUGGAGGUGGUCUACAAAAUUAAAGAGCUGGCACAUGGAAAUGGCCACAGAAAAAUGAUUGUUGUUGGGGAAGACGACACCACAGACCUUUGGGUGGUACGACAACAACCCUCAGUAGCCGCUAGACCGUUGGAGGGGACGUCUUCUCAUGAGGAGGUUAGGAGAGAAGAUGAUGAGAUUUUGAGGCAGUUGCAGAGCACUCAGGCUCGUAUUUCUAUUUGGAGCUUGCUGGCAUCUUCCAGCAUUCAUAGAGAUGCAUUGAUUCGAGCCUUAAGCCAGAUCAAAGUCGAGACUACCACCACUCCGAGGGGUUGA